AAAGACGUUACAGGAGGAGGGGCUUAAGAAUAUCAUCAUGGCGGGAUGCAUGAAAAUUAUAAGCGGGUGGUUCUCAACAAGUUCAAAUUUACUGUUUUUUACGGUGCUAUUCGUGUGCUUACCUCAGACAUCGCACCAAAAAGCGGGUAACACACCUUCAAUAAUUGAUCUGAAUGAUGGCGAACAGCUCGUCAUGAUGGGACCCAACCUGUUCUGUUACAAAAAUCCAGUUGUUCCAACCUGGAGGCAAACAUGGACAAGAAUUCAGGUGAAGGUGUGGAGUUCAAAAGUAUUUAAGGUGGAAACUGUGGAAGGUGAAGAGGAGCUGCAGGAGCUGGAACACUUCAGUGUAAAGAGCUGGUUUCAAAGUUUUCUACGAGAGCAGCACAAUGAAACCUUCAUUAACAUCAACCUGUUCAGUAAGCUGACCUGCUUCAAGGUGGAUCCUACUGCAGGAGCUCAGUACACCGUUAAAUCCAUCCGCAAGUUUGAUAUCUACCUGUUUUUGGUCUUCCUCUCCGGGGUGUUGCUGUUUGUUUUUGCAGACUCCCUGAGCAGGAGUCAGCUUUUCUUCUACUCUGCUGGAAUGAGCACAGGCAUGCUCGCUUCUCUCCUCAUCCUCUUUUACAUUCUGUCCCGCUUUUUGCCAAAGAAAAGCCCCUUUUACAUGCUUAUUGUGGGCGGGUGGUCAUUCUCUCUCUAUGCCAUCCAACUUGUCUGCAAGAACCUUGGUGUGAUUCUGCGAGAGCACUGGCCCGCUGCAUUAGGUUACGUAACGGUGGUGGGAUUCAUCAGUUUUGCCGUGUGUUACCGUUACGGCCCACUGGUGGAUGAGAAGAGCAUCAACAUCCUAUCUUGGACCCUGCAACUGUUUGGCCUACUUCUGAUUUACCUGGGAAUUCAGAUCCAGCAGGUUGCCCUUGCUAUCAUCGUGGCAUCUUUGCUCUCCAAAAAUCUGGAGUAUCCAGUCAUUCUGGCAUUGGCAGCAUGGAGGAAGGUCAGAGGGUAUAUAAACUGGAAGCCACUGCCGCGCCGCCUCCUUACAGAGGAAGAGUAUCAGAAAGAAGGAGAAGAAGAGACCCGCCGUGCCCUGGAGGAGCUGCGGAAAUACUGCAACAGCCCAGAGUUCAGCCCCUGGAGGGCUGUGUCCAGGCUUCAGUCCCCCAAAAGGUUUGCUGAUUUCAUCGAAGGCUCCCCCCACCUGAUGCCAAACGAGGUGUCCAUCCACACACAGGAAUACGGCUUUGGAGGAACUUUUUUCGAGGACGAGUUAUUUGACACCGACGACGAGGACGAGGAAGAAAAACUCGAGCCGAUGAUGAAGCUGGCGUGAGAUAAAACUGUUAUUGUCUCUCAGGAGGUCAGGUUGAAGAACUUCUCGCUGCAGACGUCCAGGUCGACAUGUAGACUUGAUGGAGGGAAUCUGUGGACUGGAUACCACCCAGAACCAUCACACCUGGAACCAUGAGAUGAGCUUUGUGAGUCAGAAAGACAGUGCACCUUAAAGCACAUACAUUCUUUAGCAGGUCAACCCUUUAGUUGCGAAUGAAUGAGCUGUAAUAUGGGGAGUUUCUUUAUCCAUAAGUGAGGUUGCACUUUUCCAAAAUUUUAUUUCCAACCCUUUGGCUCUGAUUCAAUCAACUAAA
Messenger RNA from Cyprinodon tularosa, 1646 nucleotides. It is a transcript of the gene nemp1, whose product is annotated as nuclear envelope integral membrane protein 1. NCBI's taxonomy places the organism in Eukaryota, Metazoa, Chordata, Actinopteri, Cyprinodontiformes, Cyprinodontidae. Gene Ontology annotation, cellular component: nuclear envelope. The transcript has 9 exons. The record is from RefSeq and is a predicted model, not a curated record. The coding region runs from base 38 to 1333 and encodes 431 amino acids.